This is a messenger RNA of Malassezia restricta, 600 nucleotides long. RefSeq names its product RNA polymerase II subunit A C-terminal domain phosphatase SSU72. Gene Ontology annotation, cellular component: mRNA cleavage and polyadenylation specificity factor complex; nucleus. The coding region runs from base 1 to 600 and encodes 199 amino acids. Gene Ontology annotation, molecular function: RNA polymerase II CTD heptapeptide repeat phosphatase activity. NCBI's taxonomy places the organism in Eukaryota, Fungi, Basidiomycota, Malasseziomycetes, Malasseziales, Malasseziaceae. Gene Ontology annotation, biological process: termination of RNA polymerase II transcription. The transcript has 3 exons. The record is from RefSeq and is a predicted model, not a curated record.
AUGGCAGCAGAUCCUCAACGGCAUGGUCAUGUUGCAUUUUGUGUUGUCUGUGCAAGCAAUCAAAAUCGCUCCAUGUCAGCACAUGCCGUGCUCAAGGAGGCCGGAUUUCAAGUGACGUCAUGUGGCACGGGGUCAGCGGUGCGACUGCCUGGGCCAUCUAUCGAUAAACCUAACAUUUACGCAUUCGGAACGCCAUACGACACCAUGUACCAGGAUCUUUUGAGGAAAGAUCCCCGGCUAUACGAAGCCAACGGGCUGUUACCGAUGCUCGAUCGGAAUCGGCACAUAAAAACGGCUCCAGAGCGGUGGCAGGAGUGUCGUAGGGUUUCCGAUGUGGUCAUUACUUGUGAAGAGCGGUGCUUCGAUAGCGUUUGUGAAGAUUUGCUGAGCCGACGGCAUGAACUGAAUCGCUCCGUCCACGUAAUUAAUGUCGAGAUCAAGGAUAAUCAUGAAGAAGCAAAAAAAGCCUCCAGUGCGUUUCUUGCCCUUGCAGAGGCUAUCGAGCAAGCCCGUGAUAUUGACGAAGACAUCGACGCCAUUCUGGAGAGGCAACAAGAACAAUUUGCCUAUCCUCUGCUACAUAGUGUAGCGUAUUACUGA